AUGCUCGCUGCGGGUUUCUUUGCUGCUGCUGCUGCUGCUAAGCAGCAGCAGCAGCAGCAGCAGCAGCAGCAGAGCAUCAUCAAUACGGGAGAAAGACAAGAAGCAGCAGCUGCAGCAGCUGCAGCAGCAGACAAACAAAUACAAAAAAAACAACGCAUGCACUUUGCUGCAGGUGUUGCGGUGCAGCUGGCUGCUCUUUUGGGGCUUUUUAUCGUCAUGGGGUCGCUGCUGCAUGCACGGCAGCCGCAUGCAGACGAGCAGCAGCAGCAGCAGCAGCAGGAGCAGCAGCAGCAGGAGCAGCAGCAGCAGCAAGUGUUGGCUGCCCUGAGGUCUCCAGAUGCUACCGCUGCUGAGCCUCCCCCCCCCGUGUCUCUGCAGCAGCAAAACCAGCUUCGUGCUGCUGCCUGCAGCAACAUAAGACGCAGCAUCAGCAGCAGCAGCAGCAGCAGCAGCAGCAGCAGCAGCAGCAGCAGCAACAGUUAUCCUUUGUCUUCUGUCUGCUUCAGCCGCCACAUCUCUCUAGCUGCCCCCAAGGAGGAAGCAGCAGCUCUCCGCAGCCUGCGAGCAGCACCAAACCCAGCAGCAGCAGCAGCAGCAGCAAAAGAAAAAGCAGCAGCAGCAGCAGCAGCAGCAGCAGCAAGACACUCGCUGCUGAUGGAAGAGCAGCAACCCGUGGGGGCCCCCAGCCUUCCGGCCUGGGCCCCUGCAGAAGCAGACACACAGCAGCAGCAGCAGCAGCAGCGCAGCAGCAACCGCAGCAGCAGCCACCCUAGCAGCAAGCUCAGCAGCAGCAAGCGCAGCAGCAGCAACCGCAGCAGCAGCAGACGCAGCAGCUGCACAGUCAAGGCUCCCCAACGUCGUCGCCGCAGCAGCAAAGUAGCAGCAGCAACUGCUGCUGCAGCAGCAAGAACAGCAGCAGCUGCAGCAGCAAAUAGCAGCAAUCUGCAGCAAGCAGACCUCACAUUUACAGAGCAGCAGCCAGAGGCAGCAGCUGCCAUUGAACUGCAGCAACCCGCAGCACCCGAGGCAGCAGCAGCAGCAGAAGCAGCAGCAGCAGCAGCAGCAGCAGCAACACCGCCGAGGCAGUCAACCAACCCCUUCGAUGAGGACCUAACGGACCCCUCCCCCUCUCCUCCUGCUGAGACACAGGAGACAGAGGCAGCAGCAGCAGCAGCAGCAGCAGCAACAGCAGCAGCAGCAGCAGAGGAGAAUGCAGAAGCGGCUCUGCUGCGUACUCUGUGUGGGCUGCUGCAGCGGCUGCAGCGGGAGCAGCCGCUGCUGCUGGCAGCAGAAGCACCAAUAGUAACGAAGCAGCUGCAGCAGCAACCGAUGGAAGAUGUGCUGCAGCAGCUGCUGCAGCAGCAGAAGCUCAGCAGCAGCAAAGAGGAGCUGCUGGCGCUGCAGCAAAAGUUCACAGCAGCAGCAGAUGGCUCCACACCCAGGUCGAUGUUUGCUGCCUUUCUCAGCUUUCUCAGGGGGGCGGAGAAGCAGCAGCUGCAGCAGCAGCAGCAGCAGCAGCAGCAGCAGCAACAGCAGCAGCAGCAGCAGCUGCUGCAGCAGCAAGAAGAGGAGCGACUGCUGCAAGAGGUCGAGACUCAGCAUUUGAAAGAGCAGCAGCAGCAGCAGCUGGAGCUUGAGCAGCAGCAACAACUGCAGCAGCAAGAGCAGCAACAACUGCAGCACGAAGAGCAGCAGCAACUGCAGCAGAGAGAGCAGCAGCAGCUACAGCAAGAGGAGCAGCAGCAACUGCAGCAGCAACUGCAGCAGCAAGAACAGCAGCAACUGCAGCACGAAGAGCAGUUGCAGCUGCAGCAGGAAGAGGAGGAGAAACUGCAGCAGCAAGAGCAACAGCAACUGCAGCAAGAAGAGCAGCGGCAGCUGCAGCAGCAGAAGCAACAGCAACUGCAGCAGCAGCUGCAGCAGGAGGAGCAGCAGCAGCUCCAGCAGGAGGAGCAGCAGCAACUCCAGCAGGAGGAGCAGCAGCAACAGCAGCACGAAGAGCAGCAGGAGGCGCAGCAGCAACUGCAGCAGGAGUGGGAGGAGCAGCAAAUGCAACAGGAAGAGCAGAGGCAACUGCAGCAGGAUUGCGAGCAGCAGCAGCAGCAGCAGCAGCAGGAGCAGCAGGACGAGCAGCAGCAGCAGCAAGUGCAGCAGCAAGAUCAGCUGGAGCAGCAAGAGGAGCAGAAUGCAUGUGAAGAGGAGGAACAGAAACAGCAGCAGCAGCAGCAGCAACAGCAACAGCAGCAGGAAGAAGCACCAGCAGCAACAGCUGCUGCAGCUGCUGGCUCCGAUGACGAUGCUGUCGUCCCCUCCAGCGCCAUAGAGCCAGCAGCAGCAGCAGCAGCAGCAGCAGCAGCAGCAGCAGCAGGAGCAGCAGCAGGAGUUGUGUCUAUCAAGCGCUGUGAGUCUAGAGGAGAGUCUGCUGCCUGUAUUGAUGCAGCAGAAGCAGCAGACACUGCAACAGCAGCAGCAGCAGCAACAACAGCAGCAGCAGCAGCAACAACAGCAGCAGCAGCAGCAGCAGCUACUGCUGCUGCUGCUGCAUCAGAGCUGGGGCCCUGCAUGCUUGGGUUGAGCUCGGAAGGGGUCCCCCAGUCCCCGAAACCUGCUGCUGCAGCAGCACCAGCAGCAGCAGCAACAGCAGCAACAGCAGCAGCAGCAGCAGCAGCAGCAGCAGCAGCAGCUGACGGCAUCUGUCCGUCUGUGCUGCAGCAGCAAGAGUCACACGAACAUUUAGUUUCUUACAACAGCAGAGGGUCCUUGGGGGGCCCCCUGGGGGCCCCCCUGAUAGGAGAAGACGAAGCAGAGGAGAUACAGGAAAGGCUGCUGCAGGAGGUGGCGCAGCAGCAACGCUCUGUUGGUGCUGCUUGGGGCUGCAGCAACAGCAGCAGCAGCAGCAGCAGCAGCAGCAGCAGCAGCAGCAGCAGCAGCAACGUGGUGCUGCUUCCUUGUGGAGGAGGGGUCGGUGGGGGGGUGUUGCUGUCCGAGGGACCCAAGAGAGCAGCAGCAGCAACAGCAGCAACAGCAGCAGCAGCAGCAGCAGCAGCAGCCGAAGCAGCAGCAGAAGCAACAGCAGCAGCAGGCGAUGCAGCUUUAUCUGAGGGUGAGGCUGAGGCUGUCUUUUCUGUUUUUUUAAAUAGAAGGAGACAAAAGAGACAAAAACAACAAAACAGAAGUGCAUCUGUCUCUCCUGUCUCCUCUUCUCUUCUUGCUGCUGCAGCAGCAGCAGACUUCCUCUCUCAUUCUCUCCCUGCUGCUGCUGCUUCUCACCCCCACCCCAACCCCCAGCAGCAGCAGCAGCAGCAGCAGCAGCAGCAGCAGCAGCAGCAGCAGCAGCAGCAGCAGCAGCAGCAGUCAAUAGAAGAGGUGUUUUCUCCUCUGCCGCUACCCCUAUACGAGCCCCUAGACAGUAGGUACAGCUCUGGGGGCCCCUACUCAUCAGGGGGGCCCCCCUCUCCCCGGGGGCCCCCCUCCAGCGGGGGCCCCUCGGGCCAGUCAACUCGUGCUUCUGCUGAGAGCAGCAUUGGUGCUGCUGAGGGGCCCCUUCUUAUUGAGCAGCAGCAGCUGCUGCAGCAGGAGCUGCAGCAGCAGCACAUGCAGCAGCAGCAUAUGCAGCAGCAGCAGCAGCAGCAGCAACUACUACGACGCCGUCAGAGCCGCGACCUAGCAGCAGAAAGCGUAGGCCUCGUCGAUGCUGCAGCAACCCAGCCCCUCCCCUUCUACACUCUCAGAUCAGAGCCGCGACCUGCUGCUGCUGAGGUAGAGACUGUGCCCUUUCUGAGGCCGCAGCGCACAGCAGCAGCAACAGCAGCAGCAGCAGCAGCAGCAGCACAAGAAAGCAGAAACCUGCGGCUGCAGCAGCGGCCCCAGCACAGAGACCAAGAAACACAGGCCCUCGUGGGGGGCUGGGGUGUACCGACAUCGCGCGAGGAGCGGCGAAGGGGCCGCCAGCUGCGGGAGAGGUUCAACCAGCUUACUGCCAUUGAGAAACAGCAGCAGCAGCAGCAGCAGCAGCAGCAGCAGCAGCAGCAGAUGCUGCUGCUGCAGCAGCAGCGAGAAAAGUCUGGCAGUCGACGACAUCGAACCAGCAGCAGAAGCACGAGAAGUCCGCGCCGCCACAGAGACCAGCAGCAGCAGCAGCAGCAGCAGGAGCAGCAGCAACAGCAGCAGCAGCAGCAGCAGCAGCAGCAGCACCUGCGUGCUGGGUCACGGGUGUCGAUGGGGCCAUCGCAGCAGCCAGUGUUGCAGCAGCACGGCAGCAGCAGCAGCGCGGACGGCUUUCAGCAGCAGCAGCGGCUGCUGCUGCAGCAGCAACUGGGAGAGGAGCUGCAGCAACAACAGCAGCUGAGGCAACAAAUGGAGGAGCAGCUGCUGCAGCACCAACAGCAGCAGCAGCAGCAGCAGCAGCAGCAGCAGCAAAUGAUAGACGAGCAGCUAGCUGAGGCCGAGCUGCAGCGGCUGAUUGACGACCACUGGGAGGGGGCCAGGAGGCAGCAGCAGCGGCAGCAGCAACUCGAGCUGCUGCAGCAGCAGCAGCAGCAAUUCCUCUACGAAUGCCGUAGGGAAAGAGAAAAGAAACGCAGCAGCAGCACCAACGGCAGCAGCAGCAGCAGCAGCAGCAGCAGCAGCAGCCAGGCCUUGCCUGUCCUCUCUCUCCUGCAGCAGCAGCCAUCCCCAUCAUCAGCAGCAGCAGCAGAAGCAGCAUCAGUAGAAACAGCAGCAGAACCAGCAGCAGCAGCAGCAGCAGCAGACCGGCAGCACAGCCACUUGCUGUACCCCUCGCGUGACGGUGCAGCAGCAGCAACAGCAGCAGCAGCAGCAGCAACUGCUGCUGCUGCAGAGAGGCGCAGCAAACACAGGAGGAGCUGGAGUGUAUUCACAGCUGCUGCAGACUCUGAGCCAGCAGACAUAGACCCCGACCGGCUGCAUGCAGUAACAGCAGCAGCAGCAGCAGCAGCAGCAGGAGCAGCAGCUCCUGAAGCAGCAGCAGCAGCAGCAAGGAGACAAGACAGCGGCGAUGUCUUCUGCAGCGAAGAAAUAAACCUUUUGGGGCUUUCUGCUGCAUGCGCAGACAAAAACAAAUUCAGUGGAGUGCAGCAGCAGCAGCAGCAGCAGCAGCAGCAGCAGCAUCACCUGCAGCCGACGUUCCUUCCUGUCUCCGACCCACCUGCAACACCAGCAACACCAGCAGCAGCAGCAGCAGCAGCAGCAGCAGCAGCAGCAGCAGCAGGAGAGCAGAAGGGAAAGACAGCAGAUGUUGGCGUUGCUACUGAUAUUUCUGUUGAGUCGCCGCUGCUGGAUGUCUUCGGCUUAGAGGAGAGAGAAGCAGCAGACAGCAGCGACGACGAGCCUCAGCAGCAGCAGCAGCAGCAGCAGCAGCAGCAGCAGCAGGGACAGCAGGAGCAGGAGAGGGAGCGGCGGAGGAGGAGACGGCGUGAAAGAGCAGGAGCAGCAGCAGCAGCAGCAGCAGCAGAAGCAGCAGCAGGGCCCCAGGAGGAUUCAGGGGUAUUUGGGUUGCCUUCAGAGGUGCAGCAGCAGCAGCAGCAAUGGGAGGAUGAAGCAGCUGCAGCAGCAGAGGCUAGACAGCAUAUCAGCAAUGGGAGGAUGAAGCAGCUGCAGCAGCAGAGGCUAGACAGCAUAUUGCCAGCAGCAGCAAUGGGAGGAUGA
Messenger RNA from Eimeria mitis, 5667 nucleotides. RefSeq lists its product as uncharacterized. The transcript has 7 exons. Bases 1 to 5667 code for a protein of 1888 amino acids. Lineage: Eukaryota; Apicomplexa; Conoidasida; Eucoccidiorida; Eimeriidae. The record is from RefSeq and is a predicted model, not a curated record.